Molecule: messenger RNA, 2884 nt
Organism: Rubroshorea leprosula
Lineage: Eukaryota; Viridiplantae; Streptophyta; Magnoliopsida; Malvales; Dipterocarpaceae
Source: the annotation of a GenBank genome assembly
CAAAGGCCAAAGAGGAAGAAGAAGGAAGAAGAAGAGAAAAAGCAAAGCCAAAAACCAAAGUUUUUAUUUGAGGAAGGAGGAAGCAAAAAGAUGGGGUCCUGAGGUACCUUCGGAAAAUUAAGGCUAAAGGGGUUUCUUUUGUUGCGCGCUAAAAUGGGUUUCUGCUGUGCAUUUAUUUUCAAAAGUGUAUCCUCAAGUCUCUGAUUUUGUUAUCUCAUCUGUAUUUGUCUGUUUUUUAAGUCUCUUCUUUCUUUGUUUCUAUUCGGGGCUAAAAACCCAUAUCCUUUUUCUUUCUUUCUUUCCUUCUUUUUUUUUUUUUUUGGGUUCUUUGCCUUACUUGAUUCUUGGAAAAACUGGAGAUUUUUGGGUUGUGGUGGUUACUGUUUGAGUUCUUGAUUUUCGUCCUACUAGAUGAAGGCCAUGCCCCUAUCCUUUGAGGAGUUUCAAGGGAAGGGGGUGUUAGAUUUCUCUUCUUCGUCUUCCUCCUCUUGCUCAGAUUCAUCUUUGUUGCCACUGCAACACCAACAAGAACAACUUCACAAGUGGGGGAGCAAGGGCUGUGAGCCCACCUCUGUUUUAGAACUUGGGAAAAGUCCCAGUCCACCAACGUCUACCUCAACACUGUCUUCCUCUCACGGCGGUAGCAGCGGCGGCGGAGGCAGCGGUGCCUCCACCGGCACGGCCACGGGUGUCUCCGGCAACCAUCCAGUAGACAUCGGAACGGAAAAAUGUGGGAUGGGAAUGGAUGAUUGGGAAAGUGUGUUGUCUGGCUCUCCUAGUCAAGAGCAGUCCAUUUUGAGGUUAAUUAUGGGUGAUGUUGAAGACCCUUCUAUGGGUUUGAGCAAGAUUUUGCAGCAGUGUCCUGGGUCUCAAGAAAUGGAGUUCAAUGCAGGUUUUGGCAUGGUGGAUCAAGGUAUGACGUUUGAGUCCUUUGGCACCGGUGGCAAUUUGGUGAGCAACAUUGACACUUCUAUUCCUGGAACUUGUUCCGAUUUUGCGAGGAUGGGGUCGGUUUCAAACCCAACAAAUCCCAUGUUUGCAUCCUCUACGGGCAAUCUUUUGUCCUCCUCUCUACCUCCCGGAGGCGGAGGCGGAGGCGGCGGCGGCGCCUUCCAACAGCAACAGCAGCAGCCACUUGAACCUUUGGAUGAGAAGCCACAGAUUUUUAAUCCCCAGAUGAUAAUUAAUCAGAAUCAGGCUCAGUUCACUCAGAAUCCGGCUAUGUUCCUGCCAUUGUCAUACGCCCAGUUGCAAGAGCAUCAUCUUUUAUCACCGCCACCUCCAAAGAGGUUUACUUCUGCAUCAGGCGGACCAAAUUAUCAGGUUCCAAAGGUUCCGUUUACGGGUUUUGGGCAGGAGCCUUAUCUCCGGCGGCAGCAGCAGCAGCAGCAGCAGCAGCAGUUCCAAAUGCUUCAACAGAGGCCAACAACAAUGGGGAUGCAAACGGGGAAGCCAAAAAUGGCUAGCGAUGAAUUGGCAAACCAACAGCUUCAGCAGGCGAUAAUUGACCAGGUUUCCAAGGCCGCAGAGCUGAUCGAAACCGGAAAUCCGGUACUUGCGCAAGGGAUAUUGGCGCGGCUCAAUCACCAGCUCUCUCCGGCAGGUAGGCCUUUUCAAAAGGCUGCUUUCUACUUGAAGGAGGCCUUGCAAUUGCUUCUUGACAUGAAUGCUUCCAGCGUCCCUGCUUUCUCCUCAUAUAACAUGAUCUUCAAAAUUGGUGCAUAUAAAUCCUUCUCUGAAAUUUCCCCCAUGGUUCAGUUCGCCAAUUUUACUUGCAAUCAAGCACUUCUGGAGGCAUUUGAAGGGUUUGAUAGAAUUCGCAUUAUAGAUUUUGAUAUUGGGUAUGGAGGGCAAUGGGCCUCUUUGAUGCAAGAACUUGUAUUGAGGAGUGGUGGUGCUCCUUCUUUGAAAAUCACAGCUUUUGCUUCUCCAUCCACACAGGAGGAGAUCGAGCUUAGUUUCACACUGGAAAAUCUCAAACACUUUGCUAGUGAAAUCAACAUGUCGUUUGAGAUUGAAAUUGUGAGGCUUGAUUCUCUCAAUUCUACAUCAUUGCACUUGCCUCCCCAGGUCCCGGAAAGUGAAGCAAUUGCAGUGAAUCUUCCAAUUAGCUCAUUCUCUAAUUGUCCAUCGACACUUCCUUUCGCCGUUCGCUUUGUGAAGCAGCUGUCUCCCAAAAUUGUGGUAUCCUUGGACAGAGGUUGUGACAGAGCAGAUGUACCAUUUGCACAACAUAUGGUACAUGCCCUUCAAUCCUACUCGGGUUUGAUCGAGUCCCUUGAUGCUGUGAAUAUGAACAUUGAUACCUUGCAAAAGAUAGAGAGGUUCUUGCUCCAACCAAGCAUUGAAAAGAUUGUCUUGGGUCGUCAUAGGUCCAUGGAAAGAACACCUACAUGGAAGGGUCUGUUUAUGCAAUCAGGAUUCUCCCCAUUAGCAUUCAGCAACUUCACGGAGUCUCAAGCUGAGUGUUUGGUGCAGAGGACUCCAGUUAGGGGUUUCCACGUCGAGAAAAGGCAGUCUUCACUUGUUCUUUUCUGGCAAAGGAGAGAACUCAUUGCCGCUUCAGCUUGGAGGUGCUGAAGAAGGUGCCUGCUUACUUACUCCCUUAGUUUCUGAUCCUUUGAAUUUUUGUUGCCUGUGCUUCUCUUAAAGCUAAUUGUCUAUGUGCCUUAGGCUUUACUAUUUCCAGUCAAGAAACCAAAACAUUUUAGUAACUGGAUGGUUUUUGUACACUUUCUCUCUUAUUUUCAUCUGGAUGUGGGUAUAACUUGUACUAUGGUUCUUUUUCCCAGUUAAGCUGUUAAUUGUAUGUUGUACACUUUAACAACAAUGCAAAAACAAGUAAAGGGAAGAAGGAGACUCAAAAUUAAGGUCAUCUCAUGUC